This is a messenger RNA of Zasmidium cellare ATCC 36951, 1026 nucleotides long. RefSeq lists its product as uncharacterized. Bases 1 to 1026 code for a protein of 341 amino acids. The transcript has a single exon. The record is from RefSeq and is a predicted model, not a curated record. NCBI's taxonomy places the organism in Eukaryota, Fungi, Ascomycota, Dothideomycetes, Mycosphaerellales, Mycosphaerellaceae.
AUGGCUUCAUCUGACCGAGCGCCACCAACCUCAUUCGAGGACCUCCCCGUCACCGACAUCCCGCUCGACGAGAUCUGGCCUCCAGGGUUCUUCUCAUCCCUCCUCGACGACUGCUUCGUACCCAGCUCACCGGUCGCGAUGUCCGCCACUCAAGACCCAUCAUCCACCGACGCCACCACACCCGCCGAGAACAGCUGUGCAUACUGCAAGAAGCACUAUUACAUCUCCAGCCCCUUCGACGACUUCUUCUGCGACACCUGCAUGCUAUUCCUCCAGCUCAGCGAGCCAAAAAGUGAAAAAGAGAUUGAGCUCGAGAAAGUCGUACGCGACUUCACCGACGACGACCUCAAAGCAGUCGGAUUGGGAGUUUUCUUCGAGCUAGAGGAUCCUCCAACAGCAGCACAAGCUCAGUAUACCACCACAUCUCCACCAGCCAGACCUUCAUCCAGCAGCUACGAAGCCCAGAUGUCGGCACUCAACUCUCAGCUCACACACAAACGCAAGAUCAGCGACAGCAAUGUCUCCACCACAUCCGACUCCACCAAGACCCCAUCAGCCAGUCCAUUGCCUCUGUUCCAGUCGCAAGUCCAGAGAAGCCCCCCGUCAUAUGGCAUGACCAGCGUGGGACCUGGGCCUGUCACCAAAGACAUGAUCCGACAGUGGGCCUUCCACAACCACGGCGGUAUCCCCACCACGAUGGCAGACCACAGCCGCCCAAGCAGCACCCCAUUCCCUCGGCCGAGCUUGGAGAGCCAGGGAGAGAUCUUCGGAUCUCCCUCUGUGCAGGCACAAGCAAACAAGACGAGUAAGAGAGGAAAGCGCAUGAUCUGUGCUACGUGCAAGAAGGACUCUCCUGUCGGCACGAAGAACGACGGUGUCAACUGCACUCGCUGCUUUGCGAAGCUACAGAAGAGUGCUGCGGCGGUCACAGUGUCGCCGGAUUUUGGAGGCGUGAAGCGCUCUUACGAGGGUACUUUCGGUGGCUAUGCCCCGGCGAACGGCUCGCCGUUCAAGCGUUCGAGAUAG